This is a messenger RNA of Yarrowia lipolytica CLIB122, 603 nucleotides long. RefSeq lists its product as uncharacterized. The record is from RefSeq and is a predicted model, not a curated record. Gene Ontology annotation, cellular component: membrane. NCBI's taxonomy places the organism in Eukaryota, Fungi, Ascomycota, Dipodascomycetes, Dipodascales. Gene Ontology annotation, molecular function: FMN binding; NAD(P)H dehydrogenase (quinone) activity.
AUGGCCCCCAGAAUCGCAAUUGUCUACUACACCAUGUACGGCCACAUCCGGCAGCUUGCCGUGGCCAUCAAGGAGGGGAUUGAACAGGCUGGAGGCACUGCAGACCUGUUUCUGGUGCCAGAGACCCUAUCAGAAGAAAUGCUGGCCAAGAUGGGAGCUCCUCCAAAGCCCAACGACCCGCUGGUGACAAACGCGAUUCUCACCGAGUACGACGCGUUUCUGUUUGGAAUCCCCACACGGUUCGGCAACUUCCCAGCCCAAUGGAAGGCCCUGUGGGACAGAACAGGAGGCCUGUGGGCCAAUGGAUCUCUGUACGGCAAGUUUGCAGGCAUUUUCGUGUCGACAGGUACCCCUGGAGGCGGCCAGGAAACCACAGCAGCCGACGCUCUGUCCACUCUGGUUCAUCACGGCAUGUUGUACGUGCCUCUGGGCUACAAACCGGCCUUUGCCGAACUCACCAGUCUCGAAGAAGUGCACGGAGGCUCUCCAUGGGGAUCUGGAACGUUCACGGGAGGAGAUGGAAGUCGAAACCCUUCGAAAUUGGAGCUCGACAUUGCCCGUAUUCAGGGCCGGGCCUUUUAUGACAUUGUUACUAGAAAAUAG